AUGAGCGAAACAGCUCGCCUGAAAAGCACCGUCUAUGUGGGGGGUCUCGACCAGGCCGUGACCGUCCAUACUCUGGCGGAGGCUUUUGUCCCCUUCGGCGAAGUCGUUGAUAUCACGCUCCCCAAACCCGACGUUCCCGGUUCGGCGGAACUGCAUCGCGGAUUCGGCUAUGUGGAGUUUGACCUGCCUCAAGAUGCGAAGGAAGCGAUCGAUAACAUGGAUGGAAGCGAGCUUUACGGGCGCACGAUAAAGGUUGCUGCGGCCAAGCCACAGAAGGAUAGCAAUGAAGGAUUGGGUAGCAAGACAGCGAUCUGGGAACAGGAGGGCUACUUGGCCAAAUACGCAGUUAGUGAGGAGGAUAAGCUUGCGGAAGAGCAGGCUAGAAUGGCAGCAAGCGACCGUCCUCAAGACCCAAUGCAAGGACUGGAAGAGCUGGAUGUUGCAGGACCUAAGCCCGAAUAA
Molecule: messenger RNA, 462 nt
Organism: Aspergillus wentii DTO 134E9
Lineage: Eukaryota; Fungi; Ascomycota; Eurotiomycetes; Eurotiales; Aspergillaceae
Product: RNA-binding protein
Exons: 2
Coding region: 1-462 (153 amino acids)
Molecular function (GO): RNA binding
Source: RefSeq, a predicted model, not a curated record